Molecule: messenger RNA, 1385 nt
Organism: Cicer arietinum (chickpea)
Lineage: Eukaryota; Viridiplantae; Streptophyta; Magnoliopsida; Fabales; Fabaceae
Product: protein LATERAL BRANCHING OXIDOREDUCTASE 1-like
Source: RefSeq, a predicted model, not a curated record
GUAUUUAUCAUGAUUAUGUCUAUAAACACAUGACAAAAACAACAAAGAGGUAAGAAAAAUAUUUGUUCUACAAAAUUCCAUCUAUUGUAAGUGUUUUUCUGAGAAAUCAAGGAACCAAAAAAACCAAACAUGGGAGACAUAGAUCCAUCUUUCAUACAAUCCACAGAACACCGUCCCAGACCAUCUUUUGUAGAACAAGUUGAUGAAAUUCCAACCAUUGAUUUCUCAGAAACUAUAGAACAAAAACUCAUCACAGAGAUUGGCAAGGCAUGUGAAGAGUGGGGAUUCUUUCAAGUAAUCAAUCAUGGUGUUCCAUCUAAUGUUAGCAAAAAAGUUGAGAUUGAGACAAAGAAGUUUUUUGAGCAAAGCAUAGAAGAGAAGAAGAAAGUGAAAAGAGAUGAAGUUAAUGCAAUGGGGUAUCAUGAUGCUGAGCAUACUAAGAACACAAGGGAUUGGAAAGAAGUGUUUGAUUAUCUUGUUGAGAAUACAACACAAGUGCCUUCUUCUCAUGAGCCACAUGAUUUGGAGUUAAGGACUCUUGCCAAUCAAUGGCCACAAUACCCUCCUCAUUUUAGGGAAACAAUGGAGGAGUAUGCUAGGGAAGUUGAAAAGCUAGCUUACAAGUUGUUGGAGUUGAUUUCAUUGAGUUUAGGCCUAGCUGGUGACAAAUUCCAUGGCUGUUUCAAGAACCAACAAUUAAGCAUGGUGAGGCUGAAUCACUAUCCUCCAUGUCCUUUUCCUCAUCUAGCACUUGGUGUUGGUCGACACAAGGAUUCUAGUGCAUUGACUGUGCUUGCACAAGAUGAUAUUGGAGGCUUACAAGUUAAGAGAAAAUCAGUUGGUGAUUGGAUUCCAGUUAAACCUACUCCUGGUGCAUUUAUCAUCAAUGUUGGUGACAUUGUUCAGGUUUGGAGCAAUGACAAGUAUGAAAGUGUAGAGCAUAGAGUGGUAGUAAACACAGAGAAAGAAAGGUUUUCAAUUCCAUUCUUCUUUUUCCCAUCUCACCAUGUUAUGGUGAAACCAGCAGAAGAACUAGUGAAUGACCAAAACCCUGCAAAAUAUAAACCAUACAAUAUUGGUAAGUUUUAUGCUAAUAGAAACCGUAGUGAUUUCAACAAACGUGACGUGGAGAAUAUCCAAAUUCAUCACUUCAAGAUCUUGGAUUAGCUUUUUUGUGCAUUGGAAUUCUCAGCUUCAACUCAACCAUUUUCUCAACAUAACAUGUUGUGAUGGUUCGUUCCAUCAUGUCUUUUUGUUGAUAAAUAAAAAUAUUUUGAUCUAGUUCUAGGACUUCUUGUGUAAUGAGUUAGAAUCAUGGACAAAAUAAUGAUCUAGACAUGUAAUUUUAAGUUAAUGUUUAAAAUUCUAAAAAAAUUAGACAUUGA